AUGCAUUUAACGUCAACAUUAACGAAUUAUUGGUGGUUUUUUUUCUAUUUAGAUUAUCCAGUUAGUUCAGAUCAUGAUUUGAUAAGUUGUAGCAGUGGUACUCUUGCGAAAAUUUCAAAAACUUAUUGGAAAUCAUUACAAACGGAAUGUAGUGGGCGUCUUCGUACUGGCGCACUUCAACUAUACGUAACGACAAAUGAUAUACCAUAUGAAAGUAAAGUUUUUGUUCGUGAAUUGAAUGGUAUUCUACUGCCAAGUAAAGUUGAUGAUAUUAGUUGGAGCUUUGUUGAAGAUUAUAUCGAUUUUUAUGUUCUUCGAAAAUCGAAUUAUGAAAUUCUUUCAUCUCGUAUUGAUGGUCAAGUUGAUAUUAAACGUAAUUCUAAUUGUAUUAUUCAAAAUUAUUAA
Molecule: messenger RNA, 405 nt
Organism: Rotaria sordida
Lineage: Eukaryota; Metazoa; Rotifera; Eurotatoria; Philodinida; Philodinidae
Source: the annotation of a GenBank genome assembly